CGAACAUUCUAAAUGAUCCAGGGAGCCUCAUCCGUCCAAUAAUAUCACACUAGUAUUUCCAUCAGUUUUGUGGAUCCGUUGUGGAUGGUACAAAGCCUUCGAGGUCGACAGAGAAUAACACAGCAGACGAUACGCUCGGUAUCACGUUCAUCGGAAUCUUGCUCUCGGCCAUUAUAUUCGGGAUAACAACUCUUCAAGCGUACAUGUAUUACACUCGGUAUUCUGAAAAUGAUCGUCUCGCGUUCAAGUUAAUGGUGGCUUCUUUAAUGUCGCUGGAUGCAUUUCAUGAGGCAUUGAUCAUAAUAUACUUCUAUCAUUACGCGAUCACCAACUUUGGGGAUUAUGAUGCUCUUCAGCAAUCUACCUGGUACGUCCUGAUCGAGGUUCCCAUCACUAUACUGAUGGGUACAAUGAUCCAACUCUUCUUCGCCUGGAGAAUUUAUCAUCUCAGCAAAAAGAACCUUGUCAUUCCCCUUGUCGUCGCUAUACUUGCUAUAGCUGCUCUACCACCGAGCGUUCUAUUCGUCACUACGGUAUGGGGAAAAGAGCUUCUAGCCGCAACUGUUCUCGGAAAGAAAUGGACUAUCUCGAUUAUCUCGCUCGAACUUACGGGAGAUGUGAUCAUCAUGUGUUCUAUGAUGUAUUACCUCCAAAAGACUAAAAGCACAUUCACGGGCACGAACAAGAUUUUGACCCGGAUGAUAACUUACUCCUUGAACACCUGCCUGCUCACCACAGUAUUUGCGAGCCUAGCCCUGAUCACAUUCUUGACCUUACCUUCCAACCUUGUUUACUCGCCUUUCUUCUUCAUACUUGCCCGACUCUACCCUUGCUCGUUCAUAUCCACGCUUAACUCUCGUGAUGGACUGCGCCAAGAGCUAAGCCAUUCAGUACAGCUCGCCAGUCUGUCAAGUGGAGCUAGAAGUACGAUGUCGCACUCGAGCAGGCCUUCUGUUCCGAAGCGAUACAGUGUGGCCUUCACCGAGGCGCCAGAGGACGCAGCCGAUCCAAGGCAGGAGGAUGCACCAUGGAACAAGGGCUUACCAAGAGUUCCUAGCAAGACCAACCUAUCAACUGAGUGA
This is a messenger RNA of Stereum hirsutum FP-91666 SS1, 1082 nucleotides long. RefSeq lists its product as uncharacterized. Lineage: Eukaryota; Fungi; Basidiomycota; Agaricomycetes; Russulales; Stereaceae. Bases 204 to 1082 code for a protein of 292 amino acids. The record is from RefSeq and is a predicted model, not a curated record. The transcript is spliced from 20 exons.